Messenger RNA from Pseudovirgaria hyperparasitica, 834 nucleotides. RefSeq lists its product as uncharacterized. The record is from RefSeq and is a predicted model, not a curated record. NCBI's taxonomy places the organism in Eukaryota, Fungi, Ascomycota, Dothideomycetes, Acrospermales, Acrospermaceae. The transcript is spliced from 3 exons. Gene Ontology annotation, molecular function: protein dimerization activity. Bases 1 to 834 code for a protein of 277 amino acids.
AUGGAGACCAUCUUUAGGGACUCGUGGGAUAGAAAACUAUGGCUCGACGUUUGCAGCACACACCAAGACGCAUAUAAAUGGGACUGGGACGAGUUAGCUUCUGUUACGGACUGGUGUCUCUUCACACAAGAAAGGAACUUUAGGGAGGUCUCGAAGGAGGGACUACUCAGUGUAGCAAAGCACGGCUUGACUGUUCUUGGUUGCAACCAGACUGAAAUUGCUGUCAGCUUCAUGAUGGAUGAAGAACGGUAUCGGACGAGCAUUUCAUCUACUAAGCUGGAGUUUCUAGAAGAACACCUAUGCAACAUUCCAUAUUGGAUCGUUUUUGGACAGGGAUAUUUGCGUGAAAUGGACCCAGGUGACGUGGAUGAUUCGUCUUUCGUGGGGACGAGCUUCGACCACGCUGUGCCUCUAGAUUGGGAGGUUGAUCUCGGGUUGGAUACGGGUGGAAACGCAAGCAAACUUGCACUUGCGCAACCUGACGCCAGAAACCUCUGGCCAGAGCCUGUCUUCGCUACCCCUCCAAUCUGGAUCCGACUUGGCCUUGUCGAAUACCUCCACCACUUAUCAAGAAUCUUAGUCAAGCUCACUGAAGAACAGCGGUGGCAGAAUCACAACGAAUCGGAGCAACGCCGACGCACCAUCAUCGGGAAGAAUUUGUCAAUGAUUCGUGAUCUUGUUCCUGCUUUAAUGGAUACAAAGCCAAGCCAAACAACGGUCAUCCUUGAAACAUGCGAAUUCCUACACGAUCUCGUCGAAGGCAACACGAAGCUAGAGCAAAAUCUUGGGCCGGAACUAGCAGGCCCUGGCCCGGGUAAGACGUCCGGGAAGUAG